UUUUUUUCUUUUUUUUUUUUUUUUCCGCCGAAGCCGAGCGGGCGCUGCUAGCGGAGGCGCCAUAUUGGAAGGGACAAAACUCCGGCGACAGCGAGUGACACAAAUAAACCCUUGGACCCCCUCGCUCCCCCACCUCUGAGGGCCGCGAUGUUGUACCUAGAGGACUAUCUGGAAAUGAUUGAGCAGCUACCAAUGGACCUGCGGGACCGCUUCACCGAGAUGCGCGAGAUGGACCUGCAGGUGCAGAAUGCAAUGGAUCAGCUAGAACAAAGAGUCAGUGAAUUCUUCAUGAAUGCAAAGAAAAAUAAACCGGAGUGGAGAGAAGAGCAAAUGGCAUCCAUUAAAAAGGAUUACUAUAAAGCUUUGGAGGAUGCAGACGAGAAGGUACAGUUGGCAAACCAGAUAUAUGACUUGAGUUUAGUGUCUACUUUUUGGUUUCUUUGUGGAAGAGAGCCAGCGAGUCCACAGUCAGUAGUAGGUCAAGAACCUUAUAUUUUAGCCAAAUCUACGUUGCUAUAAGAUUGUAGCUGAUGUUAGACUUUUUUUGUUUUUUUAACAAAAAUGGGUGUUUAUUAUACUAAUCCUUAUCUUCUUAAGGGAGUGUGCUUACUUGCCUGAUAAAUCAUCUUGAGAUUGUUUCUGUGACAAAAUACACGUAAGAGUACUAUGUUGAUAGUUCUUGGUAGUCUGAUUAAAAUGAAGAAGAGACUUAUUUCAAUCUGUGUUAAUGGAUAGCACUCAGCUGUCUAUUAAGUGACGUCAGUAGAUAGCACUCAGCAACUGGCAACAGGUGGCAAAACUGGGAAACAUGAUUAAGUGAACUUUAAAAACAGGGUUUUUUACAGUAGCAGCAGCACUUCUUAAAGAUUGAAAUCACCAAGAAGACAGAUAUAUGCAAUAUUUCUCAAAUUGGUAUAAUUAUGGGUUUUUUUUAAUGUAACGCAUCUUCUCCCAAAGUAUAUACUUUAGGAAAUACUCAUUUCUGAUUCUUUCUCAAAGCAAGUUAAAGCUGAAGACAAAUGCUCACUUUUGAUUAACUUUAGCAUAUGGAUUCAUAUCUUAUUUUUGUAGUCUUGUGUGGAUACAGUUUUAUUACUGAACAGAUACAUGUUAAUAUAAAUGUCAUUGGUGUGCAUGACACAGAUAAAAGGUACAUAUCCCAUUUGGUAUACAUUGUGAAUGCUAUACUAAACUAGAAAGCAUUUGUCAUGUAAAACCACAGAAAAUGCUUAAUUGUUUUUACAUAGUGAAAAUAUUUUAAUGGAUAUAAAGACCUAGACUCUUUUGCUCAUACAGUUAGUCUGAAAACAGUUUCAUUAAAGAUACUGACUAAAGGAGGGUAGAGUGGGCUGGUGGCUUGAUUUACUGUGGAACGAAAACCAAAAAAUAUUCUAAAUUGUUUUGGUCUUGAAUUAGGUCUAUAAACAUAGAGAAAGACAUUUAUGUUUGAAUCCAGGACUAAUUUGUUUAAAACAUUCUUUCUCAUAUGUAGUGACUAGGUGUCAAUCUUUAUUUAGAAACUACCUGCUUUUUAAAUCAUAUAGCUCUUUGGUUCCAAUCUUUUGUUUAUAUUUUAUUUUACUACUUUUUACACCUUUAUUAAAAGUACUUCAUGCAUUUAGAAAAAAAUAUGUAUAACAAAUAUAUGCUUUUUAAAUGUGUGUGUGUGUAUCCAUCUCUUGUUUACAAACCACACUCUUCAUCCACUGUGUACUUGGUGUAAUGGAGUUUUAUGUGGGUACAAUGGAGGAAUGAAGAGUAAAUGCUAUAAAUGCUCCUGUCCUCAAGGCGUCUGUUAACUAGUUGGGAAGACAUGCCCACAGAGACAUGCCCAUAAGUAAAGUGGAGAGCCUGUAUAGAAACAUGUUAACAAAUAAAGAUUAAUACAGUUGGGUAUUAAGGGGAUCUGGUAAAAGACUGACCUAAGUCAAGCAGAGUUACUGUUGAUUUCUUGGAGGGUAUGAGAUGAGUUUUGAACAGAAUUUAUUCAGAGCCUCGGGGGCCUGGAUUCAGGUAUUGUAUUGAGGGGAAAGCAUUUCACUCAGAGGUAAUGGAUAAACACAGAAUGAAAAUAAAAAUUAGUAACUUCUUUGAGGGAGAUAGGUUAUCUAGGCUAGAGAUUGAAGGAAUAACAGGUGAUGUAUUAAAUUUAAUACAAUGUAAUGAAUGUAAUAAAAAGCAAGGACCCAUAAUGGAUUCUUGCAGACGUGAGUUCAGCUACUUCACUGACAGUAAGACUUUGCAAAAGUUAUUUAAUCCUGGAACCUCAGUUUCCUUAUCUGUAAAAUAGCAGUAUUAAUUUGUGCCUUAAAGGAAGAUUUGAAUCAAUCUCUCUCUCUCUCUUUUUCGACAGAGAUAUAGAGACAAAUAUAGAUACAUCUGUAUACAUAUGUCUAUAUCUGUCUCUGUAUAUCUCUUAUCUAUAUCUGCGCGCGCGCGCGCACACACACACACACACACACACACACACACACAGUGCUCGUAGCUUGGCAGAUAGUAGGCACUCGCUCUUUAAAAAAACUCACUUCAUCUCAUUUCUCUAUCAAGUUUUCUACUUUCCUGAAGCCACUGCUUCCCUUUCAGCUCUGCCAAGUUAAACCUGUUUUUAUUUUCCAUAGUCCCCCAUUAUUUAUUUCUAAGACUGCCUUUUGUCUUUUCUCUACUCUUUCCUAUCUCUGUCCCUUUCUUUCCCUCCCCUUUUCUUUUUGUUACUCCCCCCUUCUUCCUUUUUAAAGACUCCAUUGCUAUUCCAGGUGACCACGAUAUCCUUAAUAUAAAAUCCAUUCUUCUUGAGACUUUAUGUUAAUUUAUUAUCUUCCCGCCUUUGUGGCCUUUCUCAGUCUCCUUGGGUAUCACUCAGAGCGGUUGCUGUUCUGAAGGGUUCUGUCUUUGACCUGCAUUGUUUCUUACUCUGUUCAGUGGUUCGCAUGUAAAGGUAGUUUUCUUCUCAUCUUCAGCCCCAACUCCAGAGGCUGAUGAGACCAAAUGCCACACGGUAAAGCACUGUUGUGAUGCCAGUUUUACCCCCUCCCCGCCACACUCACCACCCAAGCCGAGAAACAUUUCUCCAUUACUUUUCCAUGUGUGUGCUCAGUUUUAGCAAUUAUGCAAUAAUUAUUCUUCAAGCUCAAACUUCUCCUCUGAGUCUGUUCUUAUCUGAGAAUUCCUAGGCCCUGGAACUCAUUGUAUUAAGACUUAAGUCUUCUUGUUUUACUUCUUUCACUAGCAUCACUUCUCAUGAAUAAAUAAUUGUUAAAAUGUUAAAAUCAAUUAUGCACCCUCAUUAAAUUCCUAUAACAUUUAACAGGUGAGAGCUUAGAAGGCCCUGUGCUUCAGAGGUGAAUAGAUAGGAUAUAGUGUAAGCGUAAAAAUACAGUAAUUUUUAUUUAUAGAUCCUUUACCCAGUAAACAAUGGUACUUGUAUUUAUACAGUUCUACCUAGUGGGAGAGUAUAACUUUCACUCAUACAGCAAAUAUUUAUAGAUCUCCAACUAUGCGUGGUAACUGGUGCUGGAUGGGCAGUAAUGAUACAGACAGGCAAUGAAUAUAGGCAAACUAGAUUAUUGGAGAUUUUGGUAAGUGCUGUGAAGGAAAUAAACAUUGUGGAAAGAGGGGGAAAGAGUGAGUCACUGGGGGAGGCUUUAAGAGUCUACUAGUCAGGAUGAGUGUAGUCUAAGGAGGUGACACCUGAGGCAGUACUUGGAAAGCGAGAAAGAGCACAGCCAUGUGACAGGCUUAAGGAAGAACAUUUCAGGCAGGUGAUGGACCAAGUGCAGUGUCUGAGGUGCAGUGUCUGAGUCUCCUUGGGUAGACUGACAGGUUGCACCAGGAAAGAGGCCAGUGUGCUUGGUGUGUUGUGGGAAAGAAGAGGGUGUGAGCGGGGCAGGCAGAGGCCGGCACGCGCAGGCCUAAAAGCCGAUGAAGCAGUGUUUUUAGUCUAAGAGCAGGGGGAGGCCAGUGAAAGAUGUUAAACAGAGGAGUGGGACACACCUUAGAGGACAUUGUAUGUAUGGCUUUGCUUAAACAUUAUAUUAUUAUGGAAAUGUCAAGUAAGCAGGUAUUAUUGUUACAGGUUUUGAGAUACAGCAAUUGAGUAUAUAAUUGUGUUUGAUUUUGCCCCUCAAUGUUUUCUAUAGCACAGUAUUUAAUUGUAUUAUUUUUCAUUAAAAUAUUUUAUUUACUUUUAAAAUCAAUAGUAAGCUUUCUAUUCCUGUGACCAGCACUGUACUGACUACCUCAUUUAUUAAGGAAAAAAAUCAGACUGCAUAAAUAUCCACAAAUGAAGAAAUUUGUGGAACUAGGGGUUCAUUGGAACGAACCGACGCUUUAUUUAAGAGGGUUUAGUGAAAUUUGACUAACAGACUAAAAAAACAUCUAUCUUAUUAAAAUAAUUUCCUUCCAGAAUCCUGAUGUUCAUAGGUUUUAAACACUUUUUGGUGUUCCUCAGUCAGAUGUCACUGUCAUAAGGCCACAUUAGAUUACAAUACCUAGUAAAGGUGAUUUAUAUAUACGCUGAUAAAGCUUGAGCUCUUGGUUAAUGCUUGAAUGGUUUUAGCAGCCUCUUACAGCGCUAAAUACCCUUGAACUUGCUUCUUUUUUAUAUCCUGGUUUAUUCCUGAGAUGAUUAUAUUUCAGGCCCACAUUUUACCUAUAAAUUUGAGAAUUCCUCAUCCGAUACUCUAAUUAAGGAAAUAUAUUAUGUGAGCUUGACCUUUUGAUUUGUCUCCUAUCCUUAUUGUCUUUUAGGAGAAUGAUUAGAUGUAGUUUAUGUGCUAAGGUCUUAAGUAUUUGAUUCACCCUAAAGAUGGAUCAAAUUUUCAUCUAGUUUAAAUUUAAUUCAGGAUGUGAAGAAUCAUUUUCAUGACUUACCAUCAGAGAAAUGAUUUGCCAUCAUGUUUCCUUUUUAUUCCCUAGUUUGCCCUCCUGAUUCCCUAUUACUAGAUCUUUUCAUGGAUAGAAAUUUCUCUCUUAUUGCCAUGGAUUUCCACUUAGAACCUUGUAGACUGAGUGCUCAUUGUGAAAGGGCAAACUUGACAUCUAACUUUUAGAAUUUGACAGUGUUGGAAGCCAUAAAAUCAUGGAAAAACUUUUAAAAAGCUUUAUUCAGUUCAGUUUGAGUCCAUCAAGUGAUACAUUUUAAAAUUUGAAUAUUGGAAAACUGGGAGAGACAAAAGAGAAAGAAUAAAGGAUUACAGCUCUAUGCAAAAAUAAUUAAAGGGUCAGGAUUUUUUGUUUGUUUCAUGCAGAGGGGCCAAGGGUGACUUAAAUAUUUUAUGAUCAUGAAUAUAUUAACAAAUAAUGUUGACAGAAUUUCCUUUGUCUCUGUGAAGGUCAGAAAAAGGACACUAAAUUUAAAGAAGUUAUGAUUUGGGGUUGUAGGAUAUGAUUUAGGAUUGUAGAAUAAGGACCUUUUGUGGCUAGCAUUUAUUGACAUAAAGUGGGGAGCAGAUCAAUAAUUAGACUCUGUGGUCAGCCUUGUGUUAGAAAUCUGUGGUUAAUGGAAAAUCUCUCGAUUGGAUCAGUACCCUCUUUACCACUAUAAAUCAGUCUUACAGGGUCAGGUGUUUCUAGAGCGGUACGGUAACUUGGGUUCUUGCUUCACCUGAUAUCUGGGGGGCCAUUAUGGAGCUCAGCUAGGAUAGGUGCUUUACCCAUUCAGAAUCAUGUAGGUAGAGGGAAUGCACUUAAUAAUAGGUUUCAGAUACAUUCAGUGCAGCUCUUGCUAUUGCUGUUUAAUACUGUUUAAGUAUCCUGUUGCUUUAUAGCUUAAGUUAAAUCUUGUGGUCAACUUCUUUCCAACUCCUAGUUUGAUUUAGUACAGCAGUGGUGAAUCGAAUAAAAAGAAUUCUCAUUGUUUGAUAAUUGCUUAUAAUAUUAAUCAGUUCAUAAUCUUUUUUACCUACCAGUGGGAAUGAUUGAAAGCUCCCUUGCAAAACUCCCCACCACAAUGUGGUUAAGGCUUUUCUGUAUCUGUUUAAUUGUGAAUUCAGUUUUUCGAGUUAUUAACUCUUUGGGUUCCACUGCUUUUUCUGAACUAUCUGAUAUUGGGAAUUCCAUCAUUAUUUCCAUGUUUUCAGGUAUAAUAAACAUUAUUAGUGCUAUCUUAAAAGAUAAUUAAGCAAUUCUUAAAUUCAGGGGUGGAAUGAGUUAGGGAGGUAUGUAUGGUUUCUUCAUCCCACCUCGAUCCCCCCCCCUCCCGCAACCGAGAUUCUAACACUUCCUCUCUAUACUGUCUGCCCCUAUGACAGGUCACACCAGACUUUGUUUUUCUCUGAGAAUUCUGUUUGUCUUCUUGUCUCUAUACACUCUUUAGUUCUUUAAUUAUCACUCCUUUCCACCUGUUUGAAAACAAUCCAUUCUUCACUAUCUAACUCGUUCAUAAUUCCUUUGUCUACAAUAGCCCAAUAUUAUAUUUUUUCUUUAUGUGCUACUUCUCACCCUUUCUCGCUGUUUUUUAUUUUUUACAUCUAGGAGAUUUUUAUUUGUUUGUUUAUACCUUUACUGUGUUAAAAUCUUACAUAAAUCUUGAUUUGUCAGCUAAAUUUUAAUUCCUAUGAAGGCAGGGAUUCUCUCAUUCUUCAGGUAUUCUCUGUUUACCCAGUGCCAAGCACACGAUAGGAACUCAAUAUUUAUUAGUAGUAUAGUUGUAGAUAAGAAAGGCGGUGGAGUAUUUUCAUUGCAUUAAGUAGACUUGGAAUUUAGAUAUGAGUAUUUUUUCUGAUUUCCCUUGAGAUUAAAUUUUGACAAUGUAAGAGAUAUUCUUGAAUAACAGGUCUGUGUUCACACUUUAUUAUUGGAAGGGAGUUUCCAUUAAAAAGGAUGCUCAGUUACCUGCAGGUUCUUUGAAUAGUAGCAUGUGUCUAUAAUACGUGACCCUAUAGAAUUUUAAAUAUUGUAAUUACAACUUCUACCAAGCUCUGAAAAAUUAUGUGUGAAGAUGGAAGGAAAAUUGGGCCUUGAAUUAUUGAAAAAUCAUAAACCAGCAUCCCAAUGAUUACUGUUAAUAUACAAAAUACAAAUAAUAAGACAAUAGUCUUAUUUUUUUUCAAUUUGAAUUCUAUUACUUUGAGUUAAAAAAUUGGCUUCUGCAUGCGGAAGUUCAGAGGGCAAUGUUAGGUAUAAACAGUGAAGCACAAUCUAUUACAGAUAGAUCAGAGUUAAGUCUCAUUUUUAUAAUGCACUAGUUAUUGAAUUUGGGCAUGUUGCUUAACCCUUCUGAGCUUUAGUUUCUUCACUUAUGAAAUCGAGACAGUAAUAACCUAUCUCAAAAGAUUAGAGCAAGGACUAGAAAACAUAAACCUUCCAAUGCACCAAACACAUUAGUGGCAUCUAACACCCGCAAAUUGUCUUUUGCUACUCUUCUUCCCCACUCCCUCAUUUAGAUACACAUUAUUUAAUCGAAAGUCUUAUUUAAAUUUUUUGCCCUCUGGUGUAUCAUAGCAUUUUGACAUUUGUGAGGAAGUUACUCUUAAAUAUAACAGUGAUUAAGAGGGAAACUAGAG
Molecule: messenger RNA, 7502 nt
Organism: Aethalodelphis obliquidens (Pacific white-sided dolphin)
Lineage: Eukaryota; Metazoa; Chordata; Mammalia; Artiodactyla; Delphinidae
Gene: ING3
Product: inhibitor of growth family member 3
Exons: 5
Coding region: 148-519 (123 amino acids)
Cellular component (GO): NuA4 histone acetyltransferase complex
Source: RefSeq, a predicted model, not a curated record